Molecule: messenger RNA, 1000 nt
Organism: Gymnodraco acuticeps
Lineage: Eukaryota; Metazoa; Chordata; Actinopteri; Perciformes; Bathydraconidae
Product: interferon-induced GTP-binding protein Mx-like
Exons: 2
Coding region: 154-402 (82 amino acids)
Biological process (GO): defense response to virus
Cellular component (GO): nucleus; microtubule; membrane
Molecular function (GO): microtubule binding; GTPase activity
Source: RefSeq, a predicted model, not a curated record
GGUUGCACCUGCAGUGUUAGUUGAGUCCGGCACACAAAGCUCGUAGAAACAGCCUGUGUACUUUGUAGGCUACUACACUUAUCUGCGACAGACUUAGGACUUAUCAUUCCGUUUCCUUUUUUCUAUUACCUUAGGCUACAAGAAGUCACCAUCAUGAACUCUCUUAACCAACAGUAUGAGGAGAAGGUGCGUCCCUGCAUCGACCUCAUCGACUCUCUUCGCUCUCUGGGUGUAGAGAAGGACUUGGCUCUGCCUGCUAUCGCCGUCAUUGGAGACCAAAGCUCGGGGAAGAGCUCCGUGCUGGAGGCGCUGUCAGGGGUGGCUCUACCAAGAGGAAGUGAGAUAUCGUUGGAAAGCUGUGUCUCUCCUGCACAAUCUCAUCGGAUCCAUGCGUUUGGCUGACCAGAUCCCGCUGGUGAUCCGCUACCAUGUGAUGCAGGAGUCUGCCCUCCAGCUGCACAGGGAGAUGCUGCAGAUGCUUCAGGACAAGGAGAAAACUGAGUGCUUGCUUCAAGAGGACUUUUCAAUGGAAACAAAGAGAAGACAACUUCAGAAAAGCCUCAAGCGCAUGUCAGGAGCCCGUGUUCUGUUGAAUGACUUCAGCAUGAACAUAUUCAACUUCAACACAGCCCAAGUAAAGCGCAAACCUUAAAAUCAGAUUCCUGAUGGAAGAAGUUUGUUGGGCUUUCACAUUCAUCACAUUUCAUUUCUUUUGCAGAUUUGUGAUAUUAUUAGUCACUUAAGCUAGAAAAGCAAAUAAAAUAAAGAGUGGCUAUUGAUAAGUGAUCCAGUGUAAUAUUCGUAUUCAUUAUUUGCCUUUUAAUUAAUUUUGUUCAUACAUAUGACUUGUUAUUCUUCUUCAUAUUGAUACUUACAUGUUUACUCUUAUGUUCUUAUUGAACUUGUGUGAACUCUUAUCUGCUGUCCUUUGUUUCUCUCUUAAUCUGCGGCAGCUGUAACACCUUAAUUUCCCUACGGGCACCAAUAAAGGUCUAUUUUA